GUGUGCUCUGUGCCUGUCUAUCUGCGUCUCUCGUGUCUUCGAGUUAACUGUCAUAUCUCCGGACGUUGCCUGUCAGAUUCUCCUGACCAAGCGAUCAUUGCGGUCGUUAUAUAUCUGCCCCGUGUCGGUCCAGUACCGACUUGCUUGCUCUCUCCUCCCCCGAGCUUCCAGGUGUUCAUUCACCUUCACUCUGGCUACCUGGGUCACCUUGCUUGACUAGUUUCUACCACCUUCACGCUCUUUUUUUCUCGGUAUCCCUGUAACGCACCACUAUGAUUCCUACACUUGUUGCGUGCGCUUGCCUUCUGCCUACUCUUGUCGCUGCGCAGUACCAGAUAGUCAAGAGUUACGAGGGUUCGACGUUCUUUGACGAAUGGACUUUCUAUGAUAAUUUCGAUAACCUAACCAACGGCGACGUCAAUUACCUCAGUGCGAAGGAUGCGCAAACUCAAAACCUGGCGUUCAUCAAUGACGCCGGUCGUGCAGUCAUGAAAGUCGACAACUCGUCGACUCUCAAGUUUCCGUCCAAACGAAAUUCAAUUCGAAUCGCUACUCAGGCCCAAUUUACCAUCGGGUCGUUGUGGGUCGCGGAUAUGACGCACGUACCGUUCGGUUGCUCUGUAUGGCCUGCUUGGUGGUCGUCUUCGCCGACCUGGCCCGAUGGUGGGGAGAUCGAUACAUUUGAGGGCGUGAACCAAGUGACAAUGAACCAGAUGGGCCUUCACUCAGCACCGGGUUGUACGCACUCAAACACGUCUGUUCAGUCGAGUACACUCAUUAACUCCACCGAUUGCUCCAUCCUCGCAAAUGCGAACGAGGGAUGCACCGUCACAAACCCAACAACCAAAUCGUACGGUGCCGGCUUCGCAAAUGCUGGAGGAGGUGUCUGGGUCACGGAAUUUGCUGUAAAGGGUAUUUCCAUCUGGUUCUUCACACGUUCCUCGAUACCGGACUCGCUCCAAAGCAACGCCAGCACUAUCGACACGUCAACCUUAGGGAUCCCCGUAGCUAACUGGCCGGCUGAUGGGUGUUCACCACCUGACUUCUUCGAGCCUCAAUACCUUAUAUUCGAUAUCACACUCUGUGGAGACUAUGCCGGAAACUCAAAUUCAUUCUAUCAAACUUGCACUGGUGUCUGUUACCAAGAUUGGGUUCUUGGCACUCCCUCCAACUACGACAACGCCUACUUUGAGGUCAACUAUGUCCGUGUGUAUGGAGAACCUGGAGAGCUCACGGUCAUCUCCUCGGAUGCUUCUCCUUCGCACACCGCGGACGCCGUUCGAGUGUUAUCGAUCCUGGCUGGACUGAAGUUUGACCCUGGAAUUUGGACUCGUUGAAUGGAAUGAACGCUAUUGUUGGGUAUGGUUGGACGUCCUGGAAAAAUCUUGUCUGUACUUGUUAGGGUUAUGUUGAUCUUUCCGUUCCCCUCGCUGCUUUCACACUCACAUCAUACCGUAGACUUACUUUAUCAUAAAACCUCGGACUACUUGUUGUUUGUAUACCUGGUGGAGAUAUAUACAUUUCCUUAUUCGCGUCAUGCAAUACAUCUGUCGUACAGAAUUUCCAAUGUC
Messenger RNA from Somion occarium, 1571 nucleotides. NCBI's taxonomy places the organism in Eukaryota, Fungi, Basidiomycota, Agaricomycetes, Polyporales, Cerrenaceae. The record is from the annotation of a GenBank genome assembly.